CCUCGUGAACCGGCUUUGUGGUUUUCAUCCAUCCUCACGCCGUUUUUUAAUUACACCUAUCAACACACUCCACUACAACGGAUGAUGCUCGCUUCGCACUGAUUUCAACCAUAUUUAUUCACCAAACCGAUCAUAUGAACAUAGAAGAAUACAUUGAAGAAGAUGAGGAACCACCUUUGCUGCUCAGCUCUUGUCCUUCUCACGGUGUUUGGCUGUGGUGGGACUGCAGCAGUGCAGUGUCGGUGGGUGGAAGGGUGUGUGUGUCUGCAAUGCCCUGCAGGCGAGGAGCCCUCCAAGGCUUGUGGACAGAUCCAAAGUCGAACAGAGGAAGUGCGAUGCCAAAUGUGCUCAACUGGAAGCUUUUCAGAUGCAUUCGACUCUGAACUUUGCCGUCCACAUGCCUCCUGCAAGAUCCUCCGCCGAAUUGUUGCAACCCCUGGCACUGCGACCUCAGAUGCCAUCUGUGGGGACUGUCUGCCUGGGUUUCAGUCCACUGCCACAGGGGAAGUUUCCACCCAGAGUUCCUGUGUGAAAAACGCUUUGCAUGUCAGAACAGUUCGCACAGUGGGUAAAGGUCCCUCCGCUGGUGCUGGAGGACCAAUUAAUGGCACGGUGGUUCGCAGCGCUGAGGAGAAGACAGCAGAGUACGCUGUUUUUGCUUUGGUGCCCAUCUUCUGUGUGAUGGGCCUGUUGGGUAUCCUCAUCUGCAACAUCCUGAAGAAGAAGGGAUACCGCUGCACAGCUGAGAAGGAAGGAGGGGAUGAAGAGACCCCCACACCCCAGAAAGAAGGUAACAAUUGUCCCUACAUAUCUGAUGACCUGAAUGAAGACACCAUCAGUGUGCUGGUUCGCCUCAUCACGGAAAAGAAAGAAAAUGCUGCUGCACUGGAGGAACUGUUGCUGGAGUACGAGAGCAAACAGAUGGCCAUGAGCAAAAGCUCCUCAAUCAAGUUCCCAAUGCUGUCUCCCCUCUCGCCAUUCCGCUCCCUCCCCAGGCUCUGCCCCCAUCAGUCCCACCUCCACACCAUCUCUGGCCUGUCUGGCCUGGCCCCCAAACAUGGCUACCGCUGCUCCCGUUGCGCUCAGAGGAAAUGGCCCCCCGUUCUCAUACCUCCUCUGGAUUCCCUCAAGGAUCCCCUGAAGCCCCCUCAGACCCUCAUCCUGACCUCCCUGGACACAUCCACCGACCAGCAGAAGAGCCCCCUGCUGGGGGGAGUGUGUGUCGACACCCUUACACAAGCUGUUGUGCCAAAUACUGUACAGGAAAAAGUAGAAAGGAAUGAAGUGAGGGAGAAGAAGGAGGGAGAGCUGACAGUGUUGUCUGUGGGGAGAUUUCAAGUUGCUCAAAUUCCCGAGCAGAAGCCUGUCUCCAUGGAAACCAAGACAUCAUCCCAGGAGCAGAGGAACUCCCUGUUUGGUGGGAAACACUUCUCUUCAUCAUCAGGCAUCAGGAGGUGA
Molecule: messenger RNA, 1458 nt
Organism: Seriola dumerili (greater amberjack)
Lineage: Eukaryota; Metazoa; Chordata; Actinopteri; Carangiformes; Carangidae
Gene: relt
Product: RELT, TNF receptor
Exons: 11
Coding region: 163-1458 (431 amino acids)
Biological process (GO): apoptotic process
Source: RefSeq, a predicted model, not a curated record